AUGCCGUGCCUGGCCAUCAGCGCCACCACCACCGCCUACGGCCGUCAGAUGAUCGAGGCCACGCGCUCCUGGGUGCAGGGGGAGUUCUGCACCGCGCGGGGCCGCCCCGCGGACUGCGAGGUCAUCUACGGCGACACAGACAGCGUCAUGGUCAACUUCAAGGCGGGUCGCCGCGAUCUGGCCGUGGCGGACGUGGCCACGGCCAUGGCCCUGGGGCAGGAGGCGGCGCAGCUCAUCAGCCAAAAGUUCCCGCCACCGGUCAAGCUCGAGUUUGAGAAGGUCUACUACCCCUACCUCCUCAUGAACAAGAAGCGCUACGCGGGGCUGCUCUGGACCAAGCCCGACAAGUGGGACAAGAUGGACUCAAAGGGCAUUGAGACCGUGCGGCGCGACAACUGUGGCCUGGUGCGGCAGGUGGUGGCCACGUGCCUCGACAAGAUCCUCAUAGACAGGGACGAGGGUGCUGCCGUGUCGUACGUGAAGGGCGUCAUCAGUGACCUGCUGCAGAACAAGGUGGACAUGAGCCUGCUGGUCGUGACAAAGGUGGGGGUACAGGGGGGGGGUGAGGUCGUGCGUGUUUGA
Monoraphidium neglectum is the source of this 582-nucleotide messenger RNA. Its product is annotated as DNA polymerase delta subunit 1. Bases 1 to 582 code for a protein of 193 amino acids. Gene Ontology annotation, molecular function: DNA-directed DNA polymerase activity; DNA binding; 3'-5'-DNA exonuclease activity. Lineage: Eukaryota; Viridiplantae; Chlorophyta; Chlorophyceae; Sphaeropleales; Selenastraceae. The transcript is spliced from 5 exons. Gene Ontology annotation, cellular component: delta DNA polymerase complex. Gene Ontology annotation, biological process: DNA-templated DNA replication; DNA replication proofreading; base-excision repair, gap-filling. The record is from RefSeq and is a predicted model, not a curated record.